Messenger RNA from Durio zibethinus, 613 nucleotides. RefSeq names its product MYB-like transcription factor EOBII. Gene Ontology annotation, cellular component: nucleus. Gene Ontology annotation, molecular function: sequence-specific DNA binding; DNA-binding transcription factor activity. Gene Ontology annotation, biological process: regulation of DNA-templated transcription. Lineage: Eukaryota; Viridiplantae; Streptophyta; Magnoliopsida; Malvales; Malvaceae. The record is from RefSeq and is a predicted model, not a curated record.
AUGGAUAAAAAACCAUGCAAAUCUCAAGAUGUUGAAGUGAGAAAAGGACCAUGGACCAUGGAAGAAGAUUUGAUUCUCAUCAACUAUAUUGCCAACCAUGGUGAAGGUGUUUGGAAUUCUCUUGCAAAAGCUGCAGGGCUGAAACGUACCGGAAAAAGCUGCCGGCUCCGGUGGCUAAACUACCUUCGACCGGAUGUCCGGAGAGGCAAUAUCACUUUCGAGGAAGAACUCUUGAUCAUGGAACUGCAUGCUAAGUGGGGAAACAGGUGGUCUAAAAUAGCAAAGCAUCUGCCUGGAAGGACAGAUAAUGAAAUAAAAAACUAUUGGAGGACUAGAAUCCAGAAACACAUUAAUAAGCAAGCAGAAAUUUGCUCUUCUCAGAGUAAUUCCGAGUUACUUGAUCAUCAAGCAAGCACAAGCCAAUUGCCUAGCAAUAGUACUGCAGAUUUCAUGGAAACGUACUCUCCAUCAUCAUUUAACCAUUGCAACAACAUUGAAGCAUUUCCAGGAGGACAACAGAUGACAGUUGAAUCAUCAAAUCAAGAAAGCUAUUGGAGCAUGGAGGAUAUCUGGUCCAUGCAGUUGUUUAAUGGUGACUAAAUAUAUAUUAUAU